CCUGUGUGUACGGACGGGACGUUAUCUUGAGAGUGAAAAGAUAUCAUAUCGAACCCGCAUAUUACACAUUGUCGCUCGUUGUAUGCAGUUACACCUCUUCGACUUCUGAACGUCCGUACUCCAGAUUUUAAGAGUGAUUUUUGAGCUGACUACAUUACAUAUUUUGCACCUUUUACCGAAUAAGAGACAAAUAUGGCUUCGUCCAGUGUUUCUAAUGUACAUGCGACCCAUGCACCCGAUCCUGUGGAAAAGAUUGUCAAGACCGACAAAUAUGGGGACUUUACUUGCUUUAUACAGGGAGAUAUCACAAACAAACAGAAGAUCUUGGUCGUCACAAUGCAUGACAUUGGCUUGAACCAUGCUUCUUGGGUGAAGUUUCUGAGGACAAAGAGCAUGGAGUCCUUCGCUUCUAAAGCCUCAUUUGUUCACAUCAAUGCUCCUGGUCAGCAAGAUAAAGCCGAGAAUUUACCAGAAGGAUACACCUAUCCAAGCAUGAAGCAGAUUGCUGAAGAAAUGCCUCAAAUCUUGAAGAAUCUUGGGAUUGAUGAGACUAGAGAGCUGAUUGGUGUUGGUGAGGGAGCUGGUUCUACCAUUAUGGUCAGAUUUGCGGGAAUAGCAGGCAAGAGGAUAUUGGGAAUGAUUCUCCUGGAGUGUACGUCAGGUUCUGCAGGUUUCUUGGAAUGGGCCGAGGGAAAGUUUGCAUCUUGGAAACUUGACAAGUUACACAAAAUGAACCCCUCCACUGAGAAUUACCUGUUGUGGCAUCACUAUGGUGGGAGGAAGGCAACUGCUGAAGCUGCCAAGGAGUUUCAUUCCAGUCUACAUGAUCGUAUGAAUGCACACAAUCUCUCUCUCUUCAUUAAUGUCUUCCAAAGCCGUACAGAUAUCACUCAUUGUUUGAAGGAGCUUACCUGUCCUGUCUUAAUUGUGACCGGCCAUGACUCCCCACACAUUAGCGAAGUGGAGAAAGUCUUCAAUGCUCUACCCAAAGGUGAAAAGACUUUCCUAAAGGCUGAAGACGUUGGUGGAGACAUCAAAGUAGAACACCCUGAGAAGCUAGCUGAGAGUAUGCAGUAUUUCAUUCAAGGAAUAGGUGGACUACCGUCGCUCCCGCUGACCCGUUUAGGCCGAGCAGCAUCCCUCGGUGAAACCCCUAAAGAGAAGCGUUCCCACAGCAUGAGUAUGUCUGAAAUGGACCAGCCCCACGCGGAUCAUCACUUGAAGUCAGCUGAUCAUGAGACCGCUGCAGCGGCAAAGUGAAGCCAUUCAAUAAAGCCAAUCCCUGUUUCAUUUGAUUGAAUGCCGGGUAACGUGUGGACAUCUAUAAAGUGUCAAAAGCAACUUGUCCACAAAAUAAACAAAAAUGAACAAUUAAAGAUAAAGUAAGAGUCUGGCAUUUUCAAUUUAUACAAAGUGGCAUUUGAAAGAAUUUUGGUUCGUACUUUGUAUGUUUACCUCAACCCCAUUUUGUUUAUGCAUAUUAUGAAGAGUUGGUAUGCUUGAGCUGCCACAUCACACAACAGGAUCAAUGUCUUCAAAUUCAUCAAAUCAUACAUCAAGAAAAGGGCUCAAGAAGUUUGUAUUUUUCCAAAAAUUCAUAAGCGCCAUCUUUAAGAGAAUAUGCACUUCUGUAAAUACUCUCUAAAUGAGUCUACAAAAAGCCUGGUAGAAUACCAAAACAGUAUCUCGAAACAUCUUUAUUGUUGGUUUAAAAAAUGAUGAGGUUAUCAUAACUGGUGAACCAGGAUUGCAACUCUCAUCAUCGAUUGAACAUCAUAUUACAAUUCAAUCCUUGAUUUGAAUAAUGAUUCUGGAUUCAUUUCUCGUCACUGUCCAGAAAAGAGUUUGGUCCUGUUGUGUUAGAUGUGUUGCUUGAUUUUAAGUUUCACAUAGACAAUUCUUUCUAUUUCACUUCUUCGGUUUGAUGUUACCAUAUUUCUGUUAUUUCAAUUUUAGUCCAUUUAUUUGUCUGUUUUGCCAACCAUUUUGUGCCGAUCCUGCACGUGUUCUGAUUUGACAUUCCUUGAGUGUUUUAGGUUUUGUUGUCGUGUAAGCGAUUGAAAAUGUAUUCAUCGUAGCUUCAUGUUCCUUAAAAAAAAAUGAAUUAUUACAUCUCAUUGCCAAAUUAUAUAGUUUACAAAUAGUUUUAUAAAAUAACAAAAAGAAAGUUCUAUUUACAUUGGAAGUUUUAUUGUGAAACAAAAUAUAAACAAACUUUAAAAGUACACUGUGUCUUAAGGAAGACAGAAAUGAAAUAUUUUGAACAAUAUAAUUUGUUGUACUGUGAAGUAUUUUGAUGGUUGUUUUUAAAAUCUGAAGUUUCCUAAAGACAAAUUGCAGGAAAACAGGUGAAAAAUAAUUCAUAGUGAAUUGUUUUUAUUUUUAUUUUUAAAUUUUUAUCUGAAAUGUGAGAAACAGUUCAUGGCAAUAUACCGAUGAUGCAAUAAUUGCCCAAUUGGUCAGACCAGGCUUAGUUCAAAACUAAGUGUCAUCGAGUACAAUUCUUCUGAAAUUUCGUUUUCUGAAUUUGUUUUUAUUACAUUGUGUUUAAAUUGUAUGUAUCAACAGCGAAAAGGUACAGUGAUGGAUUCUAGCGAACAUAUAUCUUUGUAGACGUUUAGCAGUUUGAAGUGAAAUUACUAAUGGGUCAACUUAACGAACCUCAUUGCUCCAUACCACUGUGUGUUAAAACCCUACCAGGCAGAAACCCAUGCUCUGUGUUGCUCAAGCCAGUUUUAUUUAGCUAAUUUUAGAUCACCCAAAAUGUCAUUUAUUGCUUUGUAUUGUAGAAAUUGUAAAGGUAUGAAUUGGAUUGAUUUUUCUCUACGCACAUGUUGUUAUUGGUGUUUAAGAAGCACAUUUCAUAUGUAGAACUUUACGUUGUGUGCAAAGCAAAGUAGAAAUGUACUAACUUCAAGACAACACUGAGUGGGAUUUAAAAUUCAGGUUUCCACAAAGUCCCACAAGUAUUAUCAAGCAAUCCUUGUCAAGCCGUAAAUAGUCUCCAAAAAACUAUACAAGGUUACCAUUAAUGACUUGUCCACAAGUCUAGCAUUACAUGAGAUUAUUUGUGAGUCGAUUGUACUGUGGAAUUUCUUAAAGAUAUGUUUAUGAUGAAUUUAUCUUUAGCUUUGUAUAAUUUUUUAACCCGAAAGGCAAAUUCACUGUAUGGUUAUGAUUUCAUUAGUUAUUAUCUUAGAUUUGUUUUUAAAAUGUCGCUUGCUUUGUAGAGGCUUAUUGCACUUGAUUGUGUGAUAGAAUCCUGCUGAGCAUUUAAUUAACUGCUUAGCUUGGCAUAUUUUAUCUCGGAUUUAUGGGGAUCUUAAUGAUUUGGUCAGAAAUUGUAUGAGAAAUUAGAGAAAUUGUUUAACUUCAAACCUUCAAACAUUUGAUUUCAUGUCAAAAUGGAACACUGUUUGUAUAUGUUGCUGAAGUUGAUUAUUCAUACAUAGACCCAUUUAUCAACUAGACUUCCAUCCACUUUAAACCCAAAUAGACUGGUAUUCAGUCACUUAUGUUUCUUUGGAAGAUAAGAGGGUAAGAUAUGAGAUAAGAAAUUAUGUUAUUCUCCAGACGUUUGAGUUGUUCUUUGUAAAUUGUACCAACUUAAAAGUGUGAUAGAUUAUACAACAAUCAAAUACACAAGAGUUUGAUCCAAUAUUAUUGCAGAAUGGUAAAGAUUUAUUUUAACAUCUGUAAGCAAAGGUUGUUGGGUCGAUUCCAAACCCACAAUAUGCCUGUGGUUUUCACACAGAUCUCAGGGAAGUAAUACACACACUUUCCUUUUUCUAAGAAUUAGCUAAUAGGUCUGCCACCUCAACAUUUGAUGUUCAACAAGUUGGCAUUCAAUAUCUUAGAUACCGAUACUAAUAAAUAACCCCAUCUCCUUAAACAUCUUCUUAGAUGUCUUCUUUAAAUAUUUGCCAUUUUCUAAUAGUUUAAUUGUUUUAAACAAAAUCUUUUCAAAGACAAUUAUGUUUAACUUUUAUUUGUCCAAUCUGCAAAGGAAUAGAUGGUUUUUACAGAUUUUGUAACAUAAAUCUCAAAAGUUAUUGUUGUAAGUUGUGAAAAAAAUACAAAAAAGAUAAACCACAAAAAAUAAUAACGAAAUACAGGUUUAUUUGUUUAAAAUUCAAUGGAUGUUUAUUAAAAACUGAUUAAUUAAUCAAGUUGCUUGUUAAUAAUAUUGAGUUUAACUGAGAUGACCAUACUUGUAAAGUCCAUCUUUCAAUAUGGACAAGACAAAUGACUGUAGAAUUGUUGGUUGACAAAUAUUGUGUUAUGGGACAUUGUGGUUAUUCUAAGAGAUUAAUGUAGUUAUAAUUGCUAUGAAUAAAUGUAGUUUGUUAAAUGAACCGAUCUAUUGAAUGCAUCUAAAACAAAAAUUAAUAAAAAACUAUUUUCAUCAUUCCAACUUU
Molecule: messenger RNA, 4418 nt
Organism: Asterias rubens (European starfish)
Lineage: Eukaryota; Metazoa; Echinodermata; Asteroidea; Forcipulatida; Asteriidae
Product: protein NDRG1-like
Exons: 13
Coding region: 193-1260 (355 amino acids)
Biological process (GO): signal transduction
Cellular component (GO): cytoplasm
Source: RefSeq, a predicted model, not a curated record